This is a messenger RNA of Trematosphaeria pertusa, 2742 nucleotides long. RefSeq lists its product as uncharacterized. The transcript is spliced from 4 exons. Gene Ontology annotation, molecular function: RNA binding. The coding region runs from base 1 to 2418 and encodes 805 amino acids. Lineage: Eukaryota; Fungi; Ascomycota; Dothideomycetes; Pleosporales; Trematosphaeriaceae. The record is from RefSeq and is a predicted model, not a curated record.
AUGAUAUCCAGUCCACCAGAGGAAGCUGAACACAUUGGCGGCAAUUCCCUGACGCCCGAGUCGCCGAAGCCCCUCCACUAUCCUUCGCCCUCGAACAUCCCUAUCCUCGAGAAGCAGAUGGACCCCAUGCUCAGUGAGCCUGCGCUCAGCAUCGGCACCCCGGCUUCGUAUCAGUCAUAUCCGCAGCAGACGCAGACGCCGAGCGCGCAGUCCACCACGUCGUACUACGCCGAACAACAGACCGUCCCUAAUUACCAGAAUGCGUCAGCGCCGGGCUCUGUAGGCGCUACGCCGGCUGGCUAUUCGCAGCCAACGGCGUACGGCAGCGCAGUGGGUGUGCAGACGCAAGAUACAGCCUCAAUCCAGAAUUUCACUGCACAACAGCCAUCCGCAUCAUCCUUCAGUGACGCGAACUUUGCGCCCACCCCAGAGAAUCGCUCUGCGUACCCGUAUUCCCAUGAUGCCAAUGCGUAUGCCACCCAGCAAUAUUCAGCCCAGUCUGCUCUGGGUGAUCAUCCUCAGCUUCAAUCCAACGGUGUCGGCAGCAUCGACGUUCAAGCAUUACUGGACAGCCUAUCUCCCACGUCGACCAAAGGUCCCUCUGAUCGAUAUGCCGCUCCUGCAAUACCUCCGCAGCCCGCCCCAUCCCAGGGUGGCACGCCCGCCUCGUCGCUUCCCGCGGCCCCGAACCUCCCCCCUCGACCUCCGCCACAAGAGAAACCCGCGACGCACCCCAAUUAUAAUCCGAACGAUGACAUCAGGUCAUAUCAUCCCCAUAGUGCACACCGCGGUUCUGCUCAAUUGCAGCCUUUGAAUUUCCGAGGUGGGGGACCAGAUCAAUCUGCGACCCGGUCAAACCUCAGCCCUAGCACUCCGGUAUACGGUCAACGACAGUCGGUCGAUCUGCAGCGUAGUGCGACACCAGACGAUGAAGACCAGCGUUGGCCGCCGGAAAUCAACAAGUUGUAUGAGGACUUUUUGGAUCAGGAAAGGAGAUUUGUCACGGAGGGGCAGUGGGAUCAGUUUCCGAUGGGAUCCCGUCUCUUUAUUGGCAACCUUCCAACAGAGAAAGUUACCAAGCGCGACAUCUUCCACCGAUUUUACAGACACGGCAGACUCGCCCAAAUAUCGAUAAAGCAGGCAUAUGGCUUCGUACAAUUCCUGGACUCAGAGUCUUGCUACAGGGCAUUACAAGCGGAACAGGGACAAGCUGUGCGUGGUAGAAAAAUGCAGUUAGAUCUCGAGAUAUCCAAACCGCAACGGAAUACGAAGAAACCGGAGGCCGACCGAAAUAACGGUGCGCGCCGGCGCUCCCGUUCGCCAGACUACACCCGUGGAGGGACUGGGCCUAUGUCGAGGAAUGAUCGAUAUGGUGGGAAUCAGAAUUCAAUGUCGCCUCGAGACAGAGACAAUAGACGUUUCCGAGACGACUACCGUUCCAUCCGGUCACCGUCGCCCCGUGGCGGGCGUGGCUUUCGCGGAAGGGAGAGGAGCCCCGAGAGGUACGACAGACGGCGGCGGAGCAGAUCACGAUCGCCACGGCGAUACAGGAGUCCGUCACCCCGUCAUGGUCCUUCCGACGAGCUUCCGCUUCCCCCAAGAGCUCCACAUGAGGUCCCAGAUGUACAGGUUCUAGUUGUCAACGAAGGACUACCACGGGAUUUCAUUCGAUGGGUUGAAGAUACCUUUCGAAAUUCAGCCCUCCGCAUUGAUGUGCUCAUCAUGAGCCCUCGCCUUGAUGAAGCAGCCGUUGUUCGGAGGCAGAUUGUAGAGGGGGUGCUAGCGAUUGUUAGAUUGAAUACGGCGUCUUUGGCUAAGGGCAAGAUCAAUAUACAGAUCUUUGAUCGAAGAGGCGGCGCCAACAAUGUCCAAUUCAACGAAUACGCUGAUCUGGAUCCGGCGACUGCCGCUGCGCUCGUCGUGAACGCAAAGCAGGCCAGCUACCAACCGGUGCAACCGCCCGCGCCCGCUCCGGCUCCAUACGCUCACAGCUACGGCGGGCCGCCUCUAGCUAAUCCUUACGCUCUUCCUACGCCGACUAACGCCUCCAAUCCCAAUCUUUCGAGCCUUAUAUCCUCGCUUGAUCCAAAUGGUCUAUCACAGCUUCUAGGCGCCAUGUCUGGGAAUAACAGCACCAGCCAGACUCCGCAACCUCCAUCUGCGGCACAUGCCCCUGAUCUCGCCCGCCUGCUGGGAUCAAUAUCUACUCCGGCACAGGCUCCUGCUUAUACCGCACCAUCGCAACCCCCUUACUCAUAUCCCAAUCCUUAUCAGAAUCCAGCGCUAGGUUCGCUUCUUGGAGGCCAAAUCCCCGCUCAACCAGCUGCUCCGCCUGUCCAUACUCCCACUCAGGCACCUCCUCAAAGUCAGCCAGACAUGAAUGAGAUCAUGGCUCAGUUGGCGAAGUACCAGCGUUGAAAUCGUCUCUGCUAUAUGUGGCUGGCAGCCGCCUGCCAGGGGUCUCCCAAGACUUCUAUUGCUUGGUUCUUCGCUUUACCCGAUUCCACCCAAGCUAGUGGCUCUGCCUCUAAUCGCCGUUCGACGUUGGCUACUAUCAAUACUUGCCGGAAUAAGAUUCAUUUGCAAGCAGGACGAACUUCCGACCAUGCUGCGGUAUCAGCUUGCUUAGCUUUUCGGUUUUUGAUCCCGGCCAUUGUCAAAAGCAGCGCUCUAGACGCCACUUCAACGAUUUUAUGUCCUAGCUCUGGCUAACGGACUUCCUGGACCUAUGGCUCUUGCCCA